Trichomonas vaginalis G3 is the source of this 1017-nucleotide messenger RNA. RefSeq lists its product as uncharacterized. Bases 1 to 1017 code for a protein of 338 amino acids. Lineage: Eukaryota; Parabasalia; Trichomonadida; Trichomonadidae. The transcript has a single exon. The record is from RefSeq and is a predicted model, not a curated record.
AUGAUUCUCCUUUUCUCGCUGAGCGCUUUAACAUCUAGUGAAACUUGCACUAUCUAUGGUGGCCCACGCUCAGCCAAAAUAACUGAUUCAAGCUCUCAAUGUAUAAACGUUGUAGAUUCGUAUUUCUUUAAUUUAGCAGGUUUCUUCCAGAGUUCAGCGAAUGUAAAGAUCUCAAUAACACAUUCAGAAUUUUAUCGAGUUGUCGAUAAGAAUACAGAAGUCGAUAUCUCAAAUGCAAUUUCUAUCUAUGUUGGAGAGUGCUACUUUAAGAAAGAUAACUCUAGGGUCUCAGAAAAUCCAGUUCUAAACUGCAAUCCGGCCUCAUCUGGUACUUUCAAUUUCAAUGUUUCAACGAUACAAACUCCAACUCGUCUUCAUGAUAUUUCAUGCACAUCUGGACAGUCAUUUACGAGCUCCAAUGGUAAUAUCUCAUUUAUUGAUCUUGCCGUAGAUGGUAAUUUAUACAAUACAGAACUUGCUGGUGUUGAUUUGUACAUAACUGUACCUUUUACCAUUAAUUAUAUGAGCGAUAUUCACGGCUUGUAUGGAUCUGAAAAUAGCCUCUAUUUUGGAAGUGAAGGAUCUGUUUCUAAUACAAACAUUUGUAAUUCAAUCAUUUGGAAGACAGGAAAACUGAUAAAAUGUAAUUCCAAGUCAAUUGUAUGGGCAAAUGUACGAUUAAUUGACAUAAAAUGUUACGAUUCUGGUACAUUAAUUUUUGAUUCUGCCGGAAGUUGCACUUUUACAAACUGUUUCUACAAGUUCACAGUAGGUUCUAGCUUAGGUGUAUCCAAAUCCGGUCUUUCUGCAACAACAGAAUCCUCUGUUUCUCCAAAUAUGCACUUAAGAAUGGCCGGAUGCGCUGCAUCGAAGCAGUACAUCUACGAAGAGUUCCCUGUUCCAACAAGAUCUCCUUACCCUCCAUGUCCGCCUCAAGAAGUCAAACCAAAGCCAAAACGUCCAAUCAGACGUGUUGUUUCUUCAGGCGCAACUUUAGCAAUGACUAACAGCAUAUAA